CUCAAACUUGCUGAUGGUGCCUUUAAUCCCCCUGUCUAUAUCAGUGAUAAAAAUGUUAAACAGUAUUUGUCCCCGCAGAGCCUCUCUGCCACCCUCUGGGUGGUGGCCUCGGGCAUCUCGGUGGCCUUGACCACGCUCUGCGGCAUCUUGGGCGACCUCCUGGCCACCACUGGCCACAGCGGUGACCGGCUGCUUCGUGCCGUGGCCCUGAGCCCCUCCGAGGUUCAACGUGUCCUUCUGUGGGCUUUGGUGGCCUUGGUGGCCUCUUGGCUACUGAACCGCCUGCUGGGGCUACUGCUCCCCGUGCUGCGGUGGCUGAAGCUCUGCUGUUUCUUGGUGGCCUUCUUUCAUGUCGCGACAUGUCGGGAGAGCCCCACCACCCAGGCGGGGUUGCUCUUGGGGCUGUGGCUUCUUUACGCCCUCCUGGGGGGGCGGCUAGUGGCCCCCCCGUCCACUAGCCCCCAGCUUGAAGCUUCCCUGCGCAGCCUGGAGUGGAAGGUGGAGGAGCUGCGGCGGCGCCAGAGGUGGGGGGGGCCCCGAAACCGGGAGGAGUGACCCCCCCCAACUCUGUUUUUGGGGGGGGACACACACACACUGCACUGUCCCCCCCCUCAGCUUGUGUGUCCCCCCCACCCC
Calidris pugnax (ruff) is the source of this 636-nucleotide messenger RNA. RefSeq names its product transmembrane protein 109 (gene TMEM109). Lineage: Eukaryota; Metazoa; Chordata; Aves; Charadriiformes; Scolopacidae. Gene Ontology annotation, biological process: intrinsic apoptotic signaling pathway in response to DNA damage by p53 class mediator; cellular response to gamma radiation. The record is from RefSeq and is a predicted model, not a curated record. The annotation marks the transcript as partial. The transcript is spliced from 3 exons.